This is a messenger RNA of Paramuricea clavata, 755 nucleotides long. The record is from the annotation of a GenBank genome assembly. Lineage: Eukaryota; Metazoa; Cnidaria; Anthozoa; Malacalcyonacea; Plexauridae.
AUGCCUGGUGCCAACUGUGUGUUUUCGAACUGUGGAACAAACAGACGAGAAAAAUAUGAUGGAGUUGGAAUAUUUCGAAUCUCACAACGAAAAUCUCCAUUAUAUUCUGCUUGGCGCGAAGACGUUAUCAGUAUUAUCAAGAAGUAUCGAAUGGACGAUGAAACCUUUAAGCGACAAAUCGAGGCCUGCAAUAUCAGUAUAUGCGAAAGGCACUAUAAACAAGACGAUAUUGAAUUUACAAGUAAGCUAAUCCACGUAUUAUAUUACAGUAACUAAUAAGGUUUCAACACUCAAACAAUAUACUCAAAAUACCUUAAAGGUGUGAAGUGUCAUAUCACAGAUACAGGUCACAUGCGUGUCAAAUCACCACUAAACUUUUUUGGCUCCCAAGGAUAUAAAACUAGUACAUAUGCUGUAGCUUCAUUAUUAAUUCAGUUCAAUACGAAAUUUAUAAAACACUUUUCCAGCAUUGUCAAAAUAGCCUUUUUAUGGAUCAUGAAGGUCAUCAUGUUGAGUGUCUUUCACAUAUCUUACAGAUAAAAGUUGAUUUUUUAUUAUUUAUUCUUCCAGGUAAAGGAAGAAAAGCAUUGGUAGUAGGUGCUCUUCCAACUAUUAAUCUGCCUGCAAGAUCACAUCAAGCAAAGCUAGCUCCAGCAAGACGACCUCUUACUAUUGUUAAUCAGAAUGCUCAAAAUACCACAGCAAGGAUUGUUAUAAGAAUUUUAAGGAGUUAUGUGAAAGAACUAAGAAAUUAA